Molecule: messenger RNA, 947 nt
Organism: Mytilus trossulus (common blue mussel)
Lineage: Eukaryota; Metazoa; Mollusca; Bivalvia; Mytilida; Mytilidae
Exons: 4
Coding region: 114-848 (244 amino acids)
Source: RefSeq, a predicted model, not a curated record
UCCUCUAGGUUACGACGUGUACACAACAUUUUGUAUUUUUAACACGUAAAUAAUGUAAAUAAAUAUGAUUUAAAGUUAUAAAUAAUGAAUCAAAAUUUCAAAAUCGUGGAAGGAUGAUGGUGAAAACAUUACUAAUUCAGUGUCCAUUACUGUUCAUUAUCCUUUUGAUUCAAAAUGUAUUGACGCUUGAUUUAGGUGUAUGUGUAAAUCUCGAAGCCAAGUUAGAUCAGAAUGCUAAAAUCUUACAUGAAAUUCGUGGGAAGUUGACUACAGGGAAUAUCAUAAUAUCCGUUAUUGGACCAAAGUCAUUGGCAUUGGAUAGAGUUGAAUCAAAGUUGAACGAAACCACUGCUAUAUUGAAUCGUCAUAACGGUAUUUUACAAGAACUUCUUGAAGCAGUACAGAGAGAUAACAGAACUAUUAACCUAAGAGAAGUUGCUCACGGAAAACCAGCCGAACAAAGUUCAGUUCUAGCGGAACUGUCUGCAUCAAGAGCUGUUGAUGGAAGUGUGAACACUUACAUGCACACACUCAAAGAGCAAUCCCCUUAUUGGAUUGUUGAUUUAGGAAAAAACUAUCAAAUAAAGCGGAUUGAAAUUUUUAACAGAAAUGAAGGAGCUAAAUCGACAGGAGAACGUCUGCAUGAUUUGGACAUUAUUGUUGGACCAUCACACAAUAAAAUGCAUCUAUGUGCCCAUUACGUUGGACCUGCACAACUCGGAGCUCAUCUUAUAUUUGAAUGUGAACCUGACGAAAAUGCACGAUAUGUAAAACUGAUGAUAAAAGGUACAGAGUACUUGCAUGUUGCAGAGAUCAAAGUGUAUGCAGUUGAUGACAGAUCUAGUUAGAUAUGAUAUUUAAAUACAACGAACAGAGAAGCUGCAUAUUAAAAAACCUGUUUAUGCAUUUGAUUUAAACAUUAUGAAAUAAAAGAAUUUCAUAUCGGC